AUGAGCCCGAUUGAUCUCCUCAAGACCACGACCACACUCUACGUCGCUCUCCCGCCCGCGCCGACAGGUAGCGAGGCCUCCGCCACGCUGUCCGCCGCUAUGGCCGAGGCGAGUGAUGAAGGAGCGGCCGCUGCUAUCGAGAGUGUCCCCGAGGUCAUCCCUCUGAGGGAGGCAAUGCGCUCAGCGAUAGAGAGCUACAUGCCUCAUGGCUUCACGGUCCUGUUCUUUCUCUUCCUUGCCUGGGUCUUCUAUCGCAACACGAGCAUCACGCUUGAGUUGGCAUACGUCGAUGGGCUGAGGUAUCUGCACCAGCGGAUAGAUGAGCUCCAUCAGCGCCUGGACCAUGACAACCGUCAAUGGGCCCAGAGGCUCGAGGUAGAGCCUAUUGCCACAUUCGAGAGGCAGCAGCACGAUACACCUUUUGGGUGGAACCUGAACUGUCGCCUGUCGAGUAGGCAGCAGCCUCCGCCGCCUCCGCCUUCUCAUGCGCAAACGUGUACGCGCGAGCAGGAGAUGCGGCAGACCUCGUCUGCAUCGGCGAGCAGGCCGCAGUCCAACCGCGAGACGUCGUCUCGAUCCCAUGAUGGCCAGACGUCUCAGCCGUCGAACACCGAGCACCAGAGCUCUGGCGACAGACAGCCUGGCACCGGAGAGGAGCCGGACACGCCUUUGCUCAGCUAG
Molecule: messenger RNA, 681 nt
Organism: Trichosporon asahii var. asahii CBS 2479
Lineage: Eukaryota; Fungi; Basidiomycota; Tremellomycetes; Trichosporonales; Trichosporonaceae
Exons: 2
Coding region: 1-681 (226 amino acids)
Source: RefSeq, a predicted model, not a curated record